UCAUGUUUGAAAAGUAAAAGGGUACCUCAUUUGCUCUCUAUAAAUGCUUUUUAUUUUUGGACAACGAUAUCUCAUUGGCUCAGAACUUCCUUUGCUAUUUCCAAGAAAUCUGCUAAAAAUGAAUGGCUUCUCCUCUCCUCUAGCUCACACAAGCAGAAGAUUAGAAGGGAAAAUAGCUAUUGUAACUGGAGGAGCUAGUGGAUUUGGAGAAAGUACGGUGAGGCUGUUCUUACAAAAUGGUGCAAAGGUUGUUAUAGCAGAUGUUCAAGACGAAAUAGGCCACUCCCUUUGCAACAAUCUCCUCAAUUGUCCUAAUACCAACAACAAUGUUACAUACAUACAUUGUGAUGUAACAAACGUCUCCGACAUGGAAAACCUCAUCGAUGCGACAAUUUCCAAGUAUGGCAAACUCGACAUCAUGUUCAACAAUGCAGGAAUCACAGGUAAUAUCGAUUACAACAUAAUUGACGCGGAUAACGAGAAUUUCAAAAGGGUAUUUGAUGUUAACGUGUAUGGAUCUUUUCUCGGGGCGAAAUAUGCUGCUAGGGUCAUGAUCCCAGCUAAGAAAGGUGUCAUUCUUUUUACAUCUAGCGCAGCCUCAGUCUCUUCAGGAGAAUCACCACAUCCAUACGCUACUUCGAAGCAUGCAGUUGUUGGACUAAUGAAGAAUUUGAGUGCUGAAUUGGGACAACAUGGGAUCAGGGUGAACUGUAUCUCACCGGGCGCGGUGGCAACGCCAUUUUUAGUGAAGGCAAUGGGAGUUGAUAAGAGUGUGGUUGAUGGGAUUAUUUGCUCGUCGGCGAAUUUGAAAGGGGUGGUGCCGACACCGGAGGAUGUGGCGGAGGCGGCGUUGUAUUUGGCUAGUGAUGAAUCUAAGUAUGUAAGUGGAGUUAAUCUUGUGAUUGAUGGAGGUUAUAGCGGUACUAAUACGACUUACAUUAAAACAAUCCAAAGUGUAUUAUCUUCGGUGUAGUGUCUUGAUCACUGAUGUUCAGUACUUGCUUUUGGGCCCGACCAAUUCGGAAUCGUGCUGUAUAAGGCUCUUUAAAGGAGAAAUCUUUCUAUCAAGAUUCUUGUUAUUCCCAAAAUACAACUAUAAGUUUUCUUUGUUUUUUCUUAAAUUUCUCAAUAAGUUUUUAAAUUUUCCUUUGUGGAAACGAAGAUUGUUAUGAUUAUUGAAUGACAUUGGGAUGUAAUAUUUGAAGAAAUAUAACUUUAUUUCAAUUUGUCUGGCUGA
Messenger RNA from Lycium barbarum (goji berry), 1237 nucleotides. RefSeq names its product short chain aldehyde dehydrogenase 1-like. The record is from RefSeq and is a predicted model, not a curated record. Bases 44 to 973 code for a protein of 309 amino acids. The transcript is spliced from 3 exons. Gene Ontology annotation, molecular function: oxidoreductase activity, acting on the CH-OH group of donors, NAD or NADP as acceptor. NCBI's taxonomy places the organism in Eukaryota, Viridiplantae, Streptophyta, Magnoliopsida, Solanales, Solanaceae.